Messenger RNA from Herpailurus yagouaroundi (jaguarundi), 2456 nucleotides. RefSeq names its product ARF like GTPase 6 interacting protein 6 (gene ARL6IP6). The record is from RefSeq and is a predicted model, not a curated record. Lineage: Eukaryota; Metazoa; Chordata; Mammalia; Carnivora; Felidae. The coding region runs from base 231 to 926 and encodes 231 amino acids. The transcript is spliced from 5 exons.
CCCUUCCUUCCUACUAGCCGGGGAUCGUGCUCUGGCCCCGGGGCACCCACCCUUUCCUUAGGCUCCACAGCACAUUCCCCGCCCCCGUUGCGCACUCCCGGACACCCCUGCGCGUCAGUGCCAGGUGGUGGAGGCUGUGGGGGGGCCUGGCCGCUGAUUGGCUGCUGCGAGCGCGGGGCGGGGCGGGUGGUAGUCUCUCGACGUCCGCUGGUCCCCUCGUCUUUCCCGCCAUGUCGUUUGUGGAGAGCGGGCGGCGCUCCGCUCCUCUGCGCCGACGCCUCGGCACCCCUGUUCCGUUUGCUCGGACGGCUUUUACCGCCUUCACUCAGGGGGACAGUUGGGGUGAAGGUGAAGGGGACGAGGAGGACGGAUGCGACCAAGUGGCCCGCGACCUGCGGGCGGAGUUUUCAGCCGGGGCGUCGUCGGAGCCUAGAAAGGGCUCGCUACUCCAGCGGGACAGGGACGGGUCGCCGGUUCUGCCCGAUAAGCGCAAUGGCAUUUUCUCAACGGUUGCGGGCGGACGAGCCCAGGCCCGGCGGUGGCCUGUCCAGAUCCUCUCAAUUCUUUGUUCGCUGCUGUUCGCCAUCCUCCUCGCCUUCCUCCUCGCCAUCGCCUACUUGAUCGUAAAAGAGUUACAUGCUGAAAAUUUGAAGACUGAAGACGUAGACACUGGGCUACUAGGAUUCUGGACUCUACUUAUAAUCUCUCUAUCUGCCGGAUUCUCCUGUUGUAGCUUUUCUUGGACAGUGACUUAUUUUGACUCUUUUGAACCAGGAAUGUUUCCUCCUACUCCUCUUUCACCUGCCAGGUUCAAGACUUCACAAGUAAGUCAUAGGAGAGGAAACCUGCGGGCAGGGGUUGUCUUUCUUUCCGGAGAGAAGAAAAUCAUGGAAACUGACUGGACACUCUUUCCACAUGGGCUAUAGCAUGGCAAUUUUGAAUGGCAUUGUAGCUGCUUUUACUGUAGCAUGGUGCCUCAUGUAAACCUACACCGAAGCAAUAUUUUUGGCAAAACCUAGUCAUGAUUGCUUUGUAAUCACAGGGAAGAACAUCAUUUGCCUACUCAGAAGACCAAGAAACCUGCUGUUCGUUAUGUGGUUCAGAUAUGUAUCAUAUCAUCGACAUUAUGGAGGACCAUCUUUUGUUGUUUUUUAAAGGAGGACCUUCAUAACCAUCAUUCUAGAGCUUAGGCAUUGAGAAUAUCUGAGUAUUAAGUUUCAAGUAAUUUCUUAAAAGUGUAAGAUGUUUACCUCAUCUUUUUACUUUUGUAUGUGUUGUCCUUAUAAAUUAUAGAAAACAUUUUAAUGGAGAUCAAACAUAAAAACUUGAAUACAGGGCAAUGCUUACCUUGCUAUCUAUAAUACUACAUUUUUGCUAAGAAGUACUAGUAGUACUAUUUAACUGAAAUGGAAAUACUUCUUAUUUAUUCAUUAAAUGAGGAAAGCAAACAAUGCCUACUACUUUGACAUUUUAUAGAAGCUACUUUUAAAUCAGAAUAUUUAGUUUUCAGUAGUCAUAUAAUCAGUAGAAGGGUGCAUUUAUAUUUUUUAAUGGGGUAUAGUUCCUUACGCGGUUUUUGGGUUUUUUUUUUUUACAUAUUUUCUACUACAUACUGAAUUUGUAUGUUUUUAAAAUUGUUACAUUAGACAAAUGUAAAUGUUAUUUUUUAGUUGGUGCAAACCUAAUACCUACAAUUUUAAAUGAGUAUUUUGUCUUUUAAAAAAAGCAAAACAAAACAAAACAAAAAACCAAAAAAAACCCACCAAAAAAGACAAACUGCACUGAUCUGAGUUUAAAAUUAAAUAAACCUAUUUUAGCAAAAAAGGACUGAAAAAAAAGUAAGUUACUUAAGCCAUUAAAAUAUUAAGAAAUUUGAAUUGUUCACUAUUUCUGUCUCCAGUUGCGAUAUUUGUCUUGGUGUAUAUAUGGUUACUCCAACAGAACUGAUAUUAUUUUGUUUUUAAUAAAUAUAAAUCUGAAAUUUUUAUAUUUAGAAAUGCUUGAACUACUUUGUUUUUAAUCUCAAAAUUCUAGUUACCAAAAUAGAAAGAAGGUAUUUUGAUACAAUGUAUAUAUGUAUAAGUUUUUUAUAUAUAGUUUCAUAAUUUUCCUAUUUAAAUGUUCUAUAAUUGUGGUGUUAGUUUUUGUUUUCAUAGCAAUUAAGCUUAAUUGUUCCCACUUCCUUUCUAAAUACCUGUUUAGAAAGUCGCUUCAAUUUUUAGAAAGAUAGACCAUUUAAAAUGCUAUUUUCUCUGGCCAUGAAACAACUUAUCUUAGGAAAGCAUUGUGUAGCAAAACUACUUUAUUCAGGCUAAAUGGGAAAUGAAUAUGUGCAGUAUGUUCCUGUUAUCUGCUAAGUGUUGUUACUGAGUAAAUGAUUUGAUAUUUCUAAGUCUUAACACUUUUUUACUACUCAAAAACGUUUCAUUGGAAAUAACAAAUUGUGCCUCAAUUUA